GGCGGAUAAGGAUUUUUGUUUUAUCACACACAUGGAACGAACGCAUUCAGUUGUCUCCGCGCGUUACGGCACGCCGCAUUCACAUCGUCGGAACGGAACCGAACGGCCCUAGCAGAGCUCGCUCAAAUUUCCAUCUGAAAACACACCGAAAGACAACCGGGAAGUUUCGGAUAGAUCGGGUUAUCGACGACAGCAAUAUUUUCUACCAUUGUUUAGAAAGAUAGUUACAUAACGCUUGCAAAACCACGGUUGUUUUCCCGGACGGAAAGAAUCGUGUUCCCCGGAUACGGUUUAAUAGUUUUUCAAUCACCGGAUAUAGCUCAAAAGUUGGAAUUCACGCUCAACUGGUUUUUAUGCAAAUGUAGAAACGAUAUCGUGGCUCUUGCUUGCCACUGACCAGCGGGAGAGAAAAAAGGAUUCACUGGAAAAAAAAUCUACACCCGUAGAAGCCGCCUUUUGUCCGACUGAGGAAGGCUUGUAGUGGUACCGCUUCCUAUUGUGCAACCAGAAACAGCUGGUGCAGUGUGCGGUGAAAAGACCCCGGAUGUACGUGUAGUCGCGCUAUCAUUCCUGUGGCGAGCACUGAGUGUGUCUGUGUGGUCCUCCCAGUUCACCGCAGACGCCACGUACCCUGUUGGAGCACCAAUACAGACAUUAUCGCAUUACGGCACGGCACCAUUGCAACAGGAACGGAACAGGUCGUCUGUUGAGGCCAAACCCCCCACCCAGGAGGCCCUCCGAGAGUGAGACAGAAAGCGAGAUUUGUGUUGUGUUGUUGGCUCAGUGUGGAUGAAUAACAGUGCCCGGAAAUAGAGGUGUCCGGUAACGUUAACCGGUUCCGAUCGUCACUUUUCCCGUUCCUUUUCCUCUUCCGAUACACACACUUUUCGUGACCUUUUUUGUCACCAUUGCCAUUGCUACCGACCGCACACAGAAGCGACACCACCGAUGGCUGCGGUCUAUUGUUUUCGGAACUGAGUCAACCAGAAGACACGAACGGACGGACGGUAGCCCCCUAAAUAAAUAAUUCUUUCCAGUUUUUUGUGUGGCCACCAUCCAGCCAAACCGAAGGACCCAAGGGAGCCCUCAACGGGAAGCGACGCAAGGACGUGCUUGUGUGGAGGUAUUUUCAUGACUGCUAUCAACCGGUGCUCUAACAAUAUCAAGAGACCUUUGGGAGCAGCAACAGAAAGGACGAGUGAGUGAAGAAAAAUUACCAACAAAAUUGAUUGUAUUCCACGCGUUUUUGUCAACAGUUGUGUCGUGAAUAAAGCAGUGUGACAGCUUCUUGGCGUUGGAACAAGGGACGUAGCAAAGGAGUGAAUAAUUUUGAUUGUUUUUCCUCUCGGAAGAAACGCGCGCGCGGGUCAAAGCUAUUGAUCGAUUUGACCGUGGUUGUCGCGCUCUCGGCAAGUGAAAGUGAAACACGUCGGAAGUACUUUGAAGCGAGAGAGUGGGGACAAAAAAUAGAGAAUAUUGUACAAUGUCCUGGCUUGCAGCGUGCCAUACGGAACUAGUGAUAUAGAUCAGUGCGCGACGGGGCUACAGUGUUGGCGAAGUUUGAAAGAAGCGACGGUGCGUCGGACAGAUACGACGGCGGCAGCGGCGGCUUAGAAACGGCACGGUUUGACGAGAAAGCUUUCAAAAUUCGUUUGAAAACUGGAAAGCCACGAGAAAACAGUCUCGACGACACAAGCCGCAUUAUGAUCGACAUAAAAAGUUCGCCCGAUUACUUGAAUCGGUCCACCGGUGGAUCGUUCGGCAACUUUUCAAUGUUACUCGCUGAUUCAUCGUACAAAUCAUCAUGGGGAUCACAUAGUUCAUCACAAAGCCAAGGAUACAGCUCAAACGCUCUCAGCAGCGUUAGCGUCGGGAAAACUUCAUUAGAUGCACAUUCACACUUUAGACAGCCAGAUCCAUAUCAGAUGUUCGGUCCCACCAGCAGUCGACUAGCUAGCUCAGGUUCAGGUCAAAUACAACUGUGGCAGUUUCUGCUGGAGCUGCUGAGCGACUCGGCAAACGCAGCCUGCAUCACCUGGGAAGGCACCAACGGCGAGUUCAAGCUUACCGACCCGGAUGAGGUGGCAAGGCGCUGGGGCGAAAGGAAAUCCAAACCAAACAUGAACUACGACAAGCUGAGUAGAGCGUUGAGAUAUUACUACGAUAAGAACAUCAUGACCAAGGUGCACGGCAAGCGUUACGCAUACAAAUUUGACUUCCAGGGGCUGGCCGCGGCCACGCAGCCCCAGACCGACCCGACCUACAAGUACCAGAGCGACCUGUUCAUGUCGCCGUACCACCAUGGGGCCAAGCUGAGUUCCUUCAUGAGCCCGCACCACAGCAUGACGUCAUCUUCCGCAUCCAUCUUCCCAUCGGCGGCAUCUUGGGGCAAUUGGGGCAGUCCUGCGACGAACCUCUACCCCUCGCACACGAUGUCCCACGUGACACCAUCCCACGUUGCACCGCAUCUCGGCUCGUACCCACACUACGCAUGACCAUCACCGACGACGACCAGCUCUGCCCAUCAUCAUCACCACUCGCAGGUCGACAACUUUGACAUCUACAAGAAGUUGUCCCCCUACGAAUAAUAGCAACAGCCGCAGCACAAUGCCGAGGCUGCCAGCGAACAGUUCUACAGACACAACCUAGAUAAAUGUAUUUUAGACCAUCUAAGCAAAUGUCUCAACUUUUAACUUUCCAAAGCCCAACAGAGAGGAGAAGCGGAGAUACAAAUAUUUUAAAGAUUAUACAAAACGGAAUUCCAAAUCAGUGUAUACUAGCAAUAUUUUUGAUGUAAAGAAAACGAAUCUCAUGUCGCAACUACGCAAAUGAAACAAACUAGUCUUCAGAUAAAGGAUCGAGUCAUCGUAGGUAUUGAAUUAUAAUGUAUAAAGCUAUUUUAUAUAUGUACAUAGAUAAAGGGACACGUUAGAUACAUUUUUUGUUUAUAAUUUGUGAUACGUAAAAGAUAAUUGGCAAGUAUUACCAAAACAAGAAAAUCUAGUCUUCUAUUUAUGUUAAACUCAUCGAACAAAACAGUGCAAAAGCAACUCUCUAGGAAAUAAGAAUCACCGAUAAGAAUUCUGUUCGAUUAGUUGUGAUGAUCAAUUCUCUGAAAUAUUUAUAAUUUCACGAAAAAGCAAAUAUUCGUACAUACAAAGACUGUGAUAGUUAACGACACUUGUUAAAAUUUUGUUCUCGCAACAGUUUUUACUCAAAUCGUCUACAACUAUUGAGGGAGAACUAUGUUUUACCACAAAGAUGAGAAUACAAUACCUUUACAUGUAAAUGAAAGUCUUAGCUCCUACAACUGUACAUAGCAAUAUUUAUACAAAACAGAACAUAUUCAAGACAAACAGCUAAACAAAUCAAGCAUAAAGUAAACUCAAUAAGAUCAAUUUCCAUGAAUGUGUUGUCGAGGUAAAUGUUAUUAAAUGAGCGUUAUCAUUGUUCGUCGAAACAUUUUCUUAUCAAAAGUAAUUGCUCUUCUGUAAAUAAAAUCAAUUGCGCUCGAUGUGAAAGAACCGAAAGGAAAAAAUCAACAAAAACCAAAAUCCAUCAAACAUUAUCACUGAUCAUAACUACUUUGUGUGAAGUUCAAAUGUAUCAAGUCUUAUUGAAGCAGACGGAUAUCAAAACUGAGUGAAAACAAAUUAAAAACAAAAUCUUACAAAACUAAUCGUCAUUGUGGCUGAAACUAGAAUAAAGAUCAAAUAACAAACAUAAACUCGUAACUGAAUGUCUAUUUUUCCCAUCUACCGGUACAUGUGUCUUUGUCCAUGUUCAAUGGUAAGAAACAACAGUCUGCAAGAAAAUUUUCUGGGCAAAGACAACAAAAUCGCUGUAAUACAAAUAUUAAAAAAUAAGAAUAUUACAUGUGUAAAUUGUGUGUGACAAAGCCGAAAAAAUAUAUUGAAAAUAAACAACCGAACAUAAAAUUCAGUUUUCAUUGUGUAUGAACUGGACAAAAUUAUAUACUAAUUAAAUUGAAAACCAACAAAUGCUAAUAAAUUCGUAUAAAUGUUUGAAAAAUAUA
This is a messenger RNA of Armigeres subalbatus, 4036 nucleotides long. It is a transcript of the gene Ets65A, whose product is annotated as DNA-binding protein D-ETS-3. The record is from RefSeq and is a predicted model, not a curated record. NCBI's taxonomy places the organism in Eukaryota, Metazoa, Arthropoda, Insecta, Diptera, Culicidae. Gene Ontology annotation, molecular function: sequence-specific DNA binding; DNA-binding transcription factor activity, RNA polymerase II-specific. The transcript has 7 exons. Gene Ontology annotation, biological process: cell differentiation; regulation of transcription by RNA polymerase II. Gene Ontology annotation, cellular component: nucleus. The coding region runs from base 1704 to 2495 and encodes 263 amino acids.